Molecule: messenger RNA, 2274 nt
Organism: Kwoniella botswanensis
Lineage: Eukaryota; Fungi; Basidiomycota; Tremellomycetes; Tremellales; Cryptococcaceae
Exons: 9
Coding region: 1-2274 (757 amino acids)
Biological process (GO): DNA replication; DNA replication initiation
Cellular component (GO): nucleus; nuclear origin of replication recognition complex
Molecular function (GO): DNA replication origin binding
Source: RefSeq, a predicted model, not a curated record
AUGGUCACCCGGGAAUCCCACUCGCCAGAUCCACUAGCUCUCACUGAUGACUUUGACGACAACGAGGAGAUAGGAGAAUGUAUAGUCGUAGCUCGCACUUCACCCAAAUACGCUGUCGCCUCCACUCCCAAGAAGAGGAAGGAACCUGUAGUCGAAAUCGUCACACCACGGAAGAGGAAGCAGGUAGAAGACGUAGAUACUACAGCUAAGAAGACGUCUAAGGGACCAAAGACACCUUCCGUAUCGGGAGCAAGAGCCAGUCCUACUCCUAAUGGUAAGAUCAAAUCCAGAUCAAUCGGUUCUAUAACUGGAUCAACCACCACACCUAACAAGAAAUCUACAUCUAUAUCCACACCUUCCCUCAACAAGAGCUCUACACCGAAACUCAAGGACACACCAACACUAGCAUCAAGUCUACACAAACCACUCCCUACACCCCCUUCUGCUCAAACCCAGAAUGGCUCAAGUAGAAAGAGACCUAGGAUAUCAUCGCCUGCUAAACCCGGUUCAAGUGUUGCUAAGGCGUUAACAUUCGAUGAUGAGAUAUUUGAGUCGCCCCAGUCCAAAACCAAGACUAGAGAAGAAAUAAGUAGGGAGACGUUCCUGGCCAACGAGGCAUUGAAGCGACAAAGAGAAGCUAGGAACUUCAAUUAUAAAGGUGAAGCUUCGGCUCCGAAAUUAACUAGAUCAGGUCGGGUAGUGGGUCAUGAUGUGACCCCUUCGAGAGAUAGUGAAGAACUGGAUGAAUAUGGUGGUAUCAUCUAUCAAAGGGACGAAGUGAACCCGUUAGGUAUACAAGCUCCUAUUAUACCUGAUGUGGAAAUCCGAAACGAUUUACAAGAAAAAGAAGAUCCUGAUAUAAUGAUGGUAGAUGAUGAAGAGCGAAAAUCGAAUAAACAGAUAGAACAACUACCCAAAUCAGCUCAAAUAUAUUUGAGGAAUGUACUUGCUACAUUGACUUCACAAGGUACAUCUACGAACCCACCACCAUUCGUUAAUGAGGAGAAGAACGAAGCGUUAAAUGGGAUUGUGAAUUUACUGAAAGGGACGGUGGAGAGAGGCGAAGGGAAUAGCGCAUUGGUUGUCGGUCCAAGAGGAGUAGGCAAAACGAGAACUGUUGCUCGAGCGUUAAAUCUUCUCCUGUCAACCUCAAAGACCUCUCCGAUAACUGUACGACUCUCUGGGCUGGCACAGACGAACGAUCGGCUGGCGAUUAGAGAGAUGGGUAGACAGAUUGCUCAAGCCGAGGGAAAGAAAGUGGAGAAUGAAGAAGAGGAGGUAGAGGAGGAAGGAAAUGACGAGGAAUACGCGCCUACGACUCUACCUUCGCAUUUACUUGCACUUCUUACCCAACCAUCUCCAAGGGCGAUCAUCAUUGUAAUAGAGGAAUUUGAUCUGUUCACUGAGCAUGCCAGACAGGCGUUGCUAUAUUGCUUGUUGGACGUCGUUCAGAGUAUCAAGACUGGUCCAGUGGAGAGUACAGGGAGAGGUGUAGCGGUGCUGGGUAUAACGACUCGAAUUGAUACUUUACUGUUACUUGAAAAACGAGUUAAAUCUCGAUUCUCCCAUCGUACUUUCCGUAUACCAUCUCCGAUCUCCUCUGACGGCAUAGGUUGGAACGCGCUCCUGAUGGACUCAUUGAUACCUUCUAAAGGGAAAGAGAAUGAGGAGGAUAGAUGGAAAGGGGAUUGGCAAUUCGCUAUACAGAUGUUGUUGAAAGUGGAUAGGAUAAAAAGGAAUUUAGAUAGAUUAACUGGUCUGACAACGGAUGUUAGGAAUUUAUAUAGACCAUUUAUUUUACCUGUACUUAGCGUACUUUCAUCUAAAAUCGAUUUCAUGUCCAUUCAGGAAUUAGCGGAUAGUGUGAUUUCUCAGAUCGAAGGUGCAGGAUGGGGCUUGCAACUGAACAAGUUGAAAGGAUUACCUCACCCUGCUCUGGGUGUAUUGAUCAUCACGAAACACCUCUCGUAUGCUGGUAAAGAAGAAUUCAAUUUCGCUCAAGUCGAAGAAGAGUAUUUGAGGUUUUCGAGGACGAAGUUGGUGGGAAGUGGGAAAGUGAGAUGGCCAAUUGGUGUUUUGAGGAAUGCGUUUGACCAUUUACUGAGAAUAUCGUUACUGGUACCAGCAAGUAAUGCCUCGCUGAAACCGCAAUUCCAGAAAGUCAGAUGUACACUUUCGCCACACGAGAUCGUAGGUUGGUUCAAAGGUGAGGGAGCGAAUGUGUUGGGUCCGGAAUUGGGUAAUUGGGGUAGGAUGAUGGGUGGCCAUGCGUAG